Molecule: messenger RNA, 4791 nt
Organism: Argiope bruennichi
Lineage: Eukaryota; Metazoa; Arthropoda; Arachnida; Araneae; Araneidae
Product: sodium/potassium-transporting ATPase subunit alpha-like
Exons: 21
Coding region: 204-3230 (1008 amino acids)
Biological process (GO): intracellular potassium ion homeostasis; intracellular sodium ion homeostasis; potassium ion import across plasma membrane
Cellular component (GO): membrane
Molecular function (GO): ATP binding; ATP hydrolysis activity; P-type sodium:potassium-exchanging transporter activity
Source: RefSeq, a predicted model, not a curated record
UCUCGGUUUCCGUAUCUCCCAAAUCCUUGAAUAAUCAAGAGUUAAGUUUAGUCAACAUUGAGCUUGGCUGUUUCAUUAAACCACCCGCAGGUAAUCGACCUUAUUAGGGUUAACGAUUAAGCAAUACCCACUUGGCAAAAAGAGGGAUCUAGCAUAUAAGUGGGGGAAAAGGAGUGUAAACAUCUUGUAGAGAAAGAGCCAAGAUGGUGCAGGAUGGGAAGGCCAAGUCGGUCAAGAAGGGGAAACCCGACUUGGAUGACCUCAAGCAGGAGGUCCAAAUGGACGAACAUAUCAUUCCACUUCGUGACCUCUAUCAAAGGUUAUGUACAAAUCCCGAUCGGGGUAUGACGACGGAAAAGGCAAAGGAGGUAUUCGCUAGAGAUGGACCUAAUGCCUUGACUCCUCCGAAAAAGACCCCCGAGUGGGUAAAGUUCUGCAAAAACUUGUUCGGUGGGUUCGCCCUCCUACUUUGGAUCGGUGCCGUCCUCUGUUUCAUUGCUUACUCCAUCCAAGCAACCACCUUCGAGGAGGUCCCAGAUGAUAAUCUUUAUUUAGGUAUUGUAUUAUCUGUUGUGGUCAUAGUUACUGGUGUCUUUUCCUACUAUCAAGAAGCCAAAAGUUCCAAAAUUAUGGAGUCCUUUAAAAACAUGGUUCCUCAAUAUGCUGUGGUUCUUCGAGAUGGCCAAAAAAUCACAAUGCCUGCUGAAGAAGUCGUUGUUGGUGAUAUUGUUGAAGUUAAAGGUGGAGACAGGAUUCCAGCUGAUAUGAGAAUCAUUAACUCUCAAGCUUGUAAGGUGGACAACUCUUCUCUUACUGGAGAAUCUGAGCCACAAACCCGAUCACCAGAACAUACCAAUGAUAACCCUCUUGAAACCAGGAACUUGGCCUUCUUUUCCACAAACUGUGUUGAAGGUACUGCCAAAGGUAUUGUGGUGAACACAGGUGAUCGUACUGUUAUGGGAAGAAUUGCAAACUUGGCAUCUGGACUGGAAGUUGGAGAUACACCUAUUGCUCGAGAAAUUGAGCAUUUCAUUCACCUGAUCACUGGUGUAGCAGUGUUUCUGGGUAUAUCUUUCUUCGUCAUUGCUUUCAUCCUUGGAUAUUAUUGGCUAGAUGCUGUAAUUUUCCUCAUUGGUAUCAUUGUAGCUAAUGUACCUGAAGGUCUUUUGGCAACUGUGACUGUAUGUUUGACACUAACGGCUAAGCGAAUGGCAUCAAAGAAUUGUUUGGUCAAGAAUUUAGAAGCUGUAGAGACCUUGGGUUCAACAUCUACCAUCUGCUCUGAUAAAACUGGUACUCUAACCCAAAACCGUAUGACAGUUGCUCACAUGUGGUUUGACAAUCAAAUUAUUGAAGCUGAUACCACAGAGGAUCAAUCGGGUGUUCAGUAUGACAAAUCUUCUCCUGGAUGGACUGCUUUAUCCAGAGCCGCUUGUCUUUGCAGUCGUGCUGAGUUCAAACCAGGGCAAGAUAGCAUUCAUAUUUUGAAAAGGGAUUGUUCAGGUGAUGCUUCUGAAUCUGCUAUUUUGAAGUGCAUGGAAUUGGCUGUUGGUGAUGUCAUGGCAUAUCGAAGGAAAAAUCCUAAAGUUUGUGAAAUUCCUUUCAACUCAACCAAUAAGUACCAUGUUACAAUCCAUGAGGUUAAUGAUCAAAAAGACCCAAGCUACCUAUUAUGCAUGAAAGGUGCUCCUGAAAGAAUUCUGGAACGCUGUUCAACCAUUUUUAUUGGUGGCAAGGAUAAGAUUUUGGAUGAUGAAUUGAAAGAUGCUUUUAACAAUGCUUACUUGGAAUUAGGUGGACUUGGAGAAAGAGUCAUUGGUUUCUGUGAUCUGCUUUUGGAUCCCAAAACUUAUCCCAUUGGAUAUCCCUUCGAUUCAGAUGAGCAAAAUUUCCCUCUUGACAAUCUGCGAUUCAUUGGCUUGGUAGCUAUGAUUGAUCCUCCCAGAGCUGCUGUGCCGGAUGCUGUAGCCAAAUGCAGAAGUGCUGGAAUUAAGGUAAUUAUGGUGACUGGUGAUCAUCCUAUUACUGCAGCUGCUAUUGCAAAAUCUGUUGGUAUUAUUUCUGAGGGUAACGAAACUGUUGAAGAUAUUGCUAUGAGGCUUGACAUACCCAUUGAAGAAGUUGAUCCAAGAGAUGCAAAGGCAGCUGUGGUUCAUGGUGGACAAUUGCGUGAUAUGUCUUCGGCUGAACUGGACGAACUUCUGAGAGAACACACAGAGAUUGUAUUUGCAAGAACAUCUCCUCAACAGAAGCUUAUUAUUGUUGAAGGCUGUCAAAGACAGGGUGCCAUUGUAGCUGUCACUGGUGAUGGUGUGAAUGAUUCCCCAGCUCUGAAAAAAGCUGAUAUUGGUGUUGCUAUGGGUAUUGCUGGUAGUGAUGUGAGUAAACAAGCAGCUGACAUGAUAUUGCUUGAUGACAACUUUGCAUCCAUUGUUACAGGAGUAGAAGAAGGGCGUUUAAUUUUUGACAACUUGAAAAAAUCCAUCGCUUACACCUUGACUAGUAACAUUCCUGAGAUUACUCCUUUCUUGUUCUUCAUUUUGGCUGAUGUCCCCCUGCCCCUUGGAACAGUCACUAUCCUUUGUAUUGAUUUAGGAACAGACAUGGUGCCCGCUAUCUCCUUAGCUUAUGAAACAGCAGAAAGUGAUAUCAUGAAGAGGCAACCUAGGAAUCCUAAAAAGGAUAAACUAGUAAAUGAAAGGUUAAUCUCCAUGGCCUAUGGUCAAAUUGGUUUCAUGCAAGCUGCAGCUGGAUUCUUUGUGUACUUUGUGAUUAUGGCAGAAAAUGGAUUCAUGCCAUCGAAGUUGCUGGGACUCAGAAGUCAAUGGGAUUCUAAAUCUGUUAAUGAUCUACAAGAUUCUUUUGGACAGGAAUGGACCUACUUCCACAGGAAAACUUUAGAAUACACAUGCCACACUGCCUUCUUUGUAUCCAUUGUCAUUGUACAAUGGGCUGAUCUGAUAAUCUGCAAGACCAGGAGAAAUUCUGUUGUACAUCAAGGAAUGAGGAAUCACAUCCUUAACUUUGGUCUUGUGUUUGAAACUGCCUUAGCUGCCUUCCUUUCCUAUUGUCCAGGAAUGGACAAGGGUUUGCGUAUGUUCCCUCUCAAAUUAAACUGGUGGUUCCCUGCAAUUCCGUUCUCUAUACUGAUCUUCGUAUAUGAUGAAAUCCGUCGUUACAUCCUCAGACGUAAUCCUGGAGGCUGGGUUGAGAUGGAGACCUACUACUGAUCGCUGUCCAACAGCAGAAGCAUCAUCAUCUCAUUCAUCACACUCAUCAGUUGCAUCUCUUUUCGCUUUCUUUUUAUUUUUACUCCUUCCAUUGUUAGGCCUAGUCCAAAAGCAUUUAUAUUUCUAUGCAAGGGACUGUAAAGUAUUAAGUUAGGAUCAAUUGUGCUUCAUGUAGGUUCUUCGAAACUGAAUGACAAACUUUUAUUCUUGCCUCCUUUACCAAUGUUUAAAGUGAUUGCAUCAUUGUAUUGAAUUAGAUUCAGUCAUUUGUUUUGCAACAAUGAAUUUUAGACAAGUUUUUCAUGUGAAAUGGUUAUUUCGAGUCAAGUCACUUUAUCGUAGCAAUUAUACAAUCGAGGCAAGUUCUCUAAAACUUUUAUUUCUGUUUCUCAGAAUCGGUGGUUUAUUAUUAUUAUUUUUUUUUCUUUCAUGGAAAAAAUUCAUGUCUGGAAGGCAAGAUAAGCUGCGUGAAACUCAGUUUUGGUUUAAUACUCAGGGGAAGACUGAAAACAGCUGUUUUUGCCUUCUAACAUAGUUUAUUGCAGUUAUUAUUUUUGCAUUUUCUUAGUUUCCUUUGCAUUUGGCAAUGUUUUCUAAAAUAAAUGUAGUUGCUUAAUUUUUUAAAAAAAAUAUUUCUAAUAAAAUUGGACAUUACUGUUAAUGUUCCUUGCAUAAAUUAAGCUUUUAUUUGUGCUAGAAUCGAUUUAAAUUAUAUCUGUGCUAUUGAUUAGAAAUUUUAGUGAUGAAAUGAAUGGAAAAUUUUAGUUAAACCAUCUUUAUGAGUGGAGAAUUUAUUUAAAUUAUCUAUGAUAAAAGAAUUUUUGUUUAAAUUUCUUUUUUUUUCUGAAAAUUUUGAUUUAAAUUUUCUUUAAACAUAUAUCAAUAGACAUUCUAAAUUGUUUAUUACAAGAAAUCUAUUUUUUUAAAUAACUGAAUCUCAAAAUUAAGAAUUUUUUUGUCAACUUUGCUUCAUUCAUAUAAAUACUUAUUAUUUAAUUUAAAUAACGUUAUCUAACCAUGCUUAAAUUUGAUAUUUAUUAAAAUUUCCAUUCAUAUUCUUUGGAGUUAAAUUCUUUCAAUUAUUGUUAUUGUGGUCACUAUGUUUGUAAUAAUUCUAAAAUUUAAGUUAUAUUCUUAACUGUUAAAUUGCUGGAUCAAAGCAGCGACUUUGAGUCGAGUCAUUCAGCCGAGGCAGGUUUUGAUUUGAAUCAUUUAAUUGAAGCAAUUUUGUAUCCCUAAGUGCUUCUUACAAGGCUAAAAUAUGCUAAAUUUUAAUAAUACGUGCCUUAAUUUUAUAGACUGCAAAUGUUGCAACAUUGCAUUGGUUGCAUUUAUGAUUCAUUCAAACCCAUCUGUUCUACAUUUCUCAUCUAGUUGGCAUUCCUGUUGAGACAUUUAGAGAUCAGAUAUUGUGUGUCAACUCCUGUUAGGGAACCACUCAAGUGUUUUACGUGUGUCCUUAUUUAACAAUAAGAUUUGUUUCACAAAACUUUGAUAUUGUUGCAAAAUUUUCUGAAGACCUGUUGUUGCCACUAAUGAUUAAUAAAAUAUCGUACAUUUU